AUGUUGUGCCCUGGGCAUCCGCUUUUGGAGGGCAUCGCAAUCGAUGAAGACGUGGUGGCGGUGGAGGACAAAGAAACGAAGGAGGAAGAGUCGGAGAAGGAAGAGGAGCCGGAGGAAGCGGAAGAAACGGAGGAGGAAGAGGAAGAGUCGGUGACGGAUGAGGAAGAUGCUGCGGCUGAAGGGCAGGUGAUGCUCCAUCGAGUAAGUGAAUACCCUAAAACAAUCUACAAUGUUUUUUGUCGUUCAACCGUUCUGAGUUGGACCGGCGGCGUAGUCGGUCAAAAUUACGUGAUCGAUCCGACACCGGAUACUUGAAAGAUGUUUGUCUUGAUUCGGACCUAGCGCGUUUGGGAAACAAUAUGUGGUUCUAGAAAUUGAUUUGUGAAAUCUUCAUUUUUGCUAAAUGACUUUUGUACUUGACACCUAGUUUAGAACGAAACUUGAAAAACAAAUAUUCACUAUUCUCGCAAUCAAGAAACAUAUUCAGAAACUGAUGUUUCUCGGAGGAGUCAUUAAUGAAAUGACUAACGGGGGCACGUCUACAGCGCGGGAUUGGACAAGCGGAUUCAAAUGUGGAAAAUUGACGACGCCGCCAUCAGAGAGGCGGGAGACGGAGCCGCAAUCACUCUGAAACCCGAAUUCAUGUUUAUAACUUUUCGUAUUGAUCUUAAUGUAUUUUGUUUCGCAAUAGCAGAUAAAAAGCACGCCAGGUUAAAUUUUGUGCGCCAGCAGCAAGAAACCAGCCAACUUGUGCCGUAUUUUUAUUGAUUUCCUCUGUUGAACAAGUGUUCAGCUGAUUUCAUUUCGCUUCUUUAACAUGCCCCGCUUUUUCUCGGCAAUGUCGGAUGCGUUCCGAUCGAUUCGAAGCAGGUUCCGGAAGCGUAAGAAGACUAAUUAUCCGUUCCCAUUGUUGCGUCUCCCGAUUGUUCCGCUCCUACGCUUCCUGGAAAUGAUGACUGGUGUUGAACUGUAAGAAACCAAGUGUUUUAUGUUAAUUUUCUAUUUAUUUUUCAGAUUUAAUCUGUCUCUCACUUCCCUAAACGGAAAAUGUGCUGUGCAGAUGAUGAAAUCUCAAACGUUCAAAAUCACCGUCAAUUUUUCAAAUCUGCUCGAAGUUAAAUUCUACGACCCAACAAAUGAUGAACUUGAAGAUAUUCAUACUGUUCAAAUUGAUACUACUUCGGAGGACAAAAGCCGCGAACAGUGCUCAAAACACCAGAGAAAUCAACUGGUUGAAUUCACCAGAGUCUGUGAUCAUUUUGUGGAUACGUUCCGUACGCCAAUCACAUAUCUGUCCCUUAAUCUGGGAGUCUACGAAGAAGGUGUACGCAUUCUUAUUGAGUGGUUAAUUACUCAAAGAACUGCGCCUGAGUAUAUCAAAGUUUUCGGAUAUCCAACUAGUUACGAACUCCUUCAAUUAAUCAUCGACAACUGCAAACCAGGAAGACUAAUGAUGUACGAAUGUGACUCCGACUUCAAUGAAUUCAACUUGCAAUUGGCAAAGAACAUUUUCUUUUCGAAUCCGUCUCACUGGGUCACGAUGGAAAAAGUGAUACAGAUGAAAUACGCCAUAAUCGCGCUGAGAGACUCAGCCCUGAGCAGUGAGGAUCUGAACGUGUUCAUGCGGCAGUGGCUGGCCGGGAACAACGUAACGCUGGGAUAUCUCAACAUUAAAGGAAAUGAGGAUAUUGUUUAUAAUAUUGAAAUUAUUCUGAAAGGAUUGCCCGUGACUACCCACAACAUCAACGAGAGACGAUUGAUUACAGGGUAAGUUGCACCAAACAAAACAAGCUAUUUCCCACAGAAAACCUGAUUUGAUGUCAACUUUUGCAGCGAACUCUUCGAUAAAGAAAUUGUAACCAAUCUAGUGAUUGGUGGCUACACUGUUCGAAGGGAAGAUGGAGCCACGAUGAUCAUCGAUUUCAACUCGACGGGGACAGGGAUUGAGUUUUUCGUUUUGCCGGUGACCGUUGAUCACAAGUGGUGUAUCCAUUCAGUAGAGAUAUUAAACGACUGA
Molecule: messenger RNA, 2017 nt
Organism: Caenorhabditis sp. 36 PRJEB53466
Lineage: Eukaryota; Metazoa; Nematoda; Chromadorea; Rhabditida; Rhabditidae
Source: the annotation of a GenBank genome assembly